Iphiclides podalirius (scarce swallowtail) is the source of this 639-nucleotide messenger RNA. The record is from the annotation of a GenBank genome assembly. NCBI's taxonomy places the organism in Eukaryota, Metazoa, Arthropoda, Insecta, Lepidoptera, Papilionidae.
AUGCGUAACCAUAGAGAAAAUGUACCAAUUGAUGUUCCACUUGAUAUUUUCAAAUGUGUUAAAUGCUUCAAAUUGUUCAGCACAAAAGCAAAUUUGAGUAAGCACAAGUCCGUGCACGAUUCAGAAAAAAAGAAUUUUGUUUGUGAGAGCUGCGGUAGGGUUUUCACAAGGCAGGACUACCUUCACAAGCACAAGCUAACCCACACCGGGGUUAAGCAGCACGUGUGCCCACACUGUGGGUUCAGAACGACGCAGAGGUCCUCCCUGACAGUCCACAUCAGGAAGCACACCGGUGAGCGUCCAUACAGCUGCGACGUUUGCCCGCAGCGUUGCGUCUCCAGUUCGAAUCUGCGGGCGCACCGCAGACGGCACCUGGGCCUCAAGAAGUACGAGUGCACGAUCUGCUCUAAGAAGUUCGGCUACAAGGUGAGCCUGGAAGAGCACGUGGCCUCCGCCCACGAGCGCUCGCAGACGCACGCGUGCCAGCAGUGCGGCGCCGUGUACACCAGGGUGAGGGGGCUGCGCAGGCACCAGCUCGCGAAACACGCCAAGAGCGGAGCCCCGAUAGGCCAGAUCGCUGCAAUGGAGGCGGACGCCUGCGCCGGUGCGACGGAGACGAAAGAUGCGGCCGGCCCGCUC